UGGUCUAGUGGACACUAUGGGGAAUGCAUCUGGCAUGAUUGUUGUUUGAAGCAUGUGUCUAAACACAACAUGAACUUGACAUUGGCCAGUGACUGCCUAUGACACCACUACUAUUGCAUCCAAUUCAGACAGCCAUCCUCAACUCAAAAAUCAGGACUUGCUACAGCUGAGGUGAGUAUGGCUGAAGACAUGGGACUCACAGGUGGAUCUCGCCAAGGAAUUUGAGAUUCUUAGUUGGACUCCCUCUGAUCAUCAUCAUCAUCAUCAUAAAUUAUAGAGGCUGAGGUGACGUCAGCGUCAACUGGACUCCUGCGAACGCAAACGGGGUUUAUACCGCGAGUCAAAGCACAAAGAUCUUAAGCAUGUUCAAAGCACUUUUUGCCCUCGAGUAAAGGCAGAUUAUGCUCCGACAACCGCUUCGCUUCACGAGCAGCAGGACGGAGGAUGAGACGGCGGACUCGGGCGCGGAGACCGCGGGAUCUGACUGCAGUAAAAUGUCCUGCAGUAGCACUGACCUCUCGGGCGUCCCGGGUCAGGAGCUCCUUCUGCUCACCAUGCACCUGCUCACCAACCCCGGUGCCUCACUGCUCCUCCAGCACACUCUGGACCGUCUUCUCAAGUGGGUCCGUCCCGGCCUGCGCCUCUUCCACGUGUCCGAGCGGGCCUGUCCCCUUCAUGACUACGCCAGAGCUAACCAACGCCCCGCGGCUGGCCACCCCUCACACGCCGUCACCAUAUUCUUACACGAGUCCUACGGAGAGGAGCGCAUUCUCCGAGUACUGGACUUCCUGCAGUGUCCGCCAUGGCAGUAUCACCAUACGGACAGCUGUGGUGCCGGAGAGCUGAGCACCCCGUCCAGCGCCCUACUGAGGCCCUACCUCCUGCCCAGCCGGGACUUCUACAGCCUGGGUGCGGGGAUGCCGGUGUGGGGCGUACGGCCAGUGCACUACGGAGGGGAGGUGGUGCGGGUGACUUUACACAGCACCUAUGAUAACUUUGAGGACACUGUGCGUUUAUAUGAGACGGUGCUGCAGAGGAGGGCGGAGGAGCAGAAGACAGGCUUUUGCUGGUUCACCCUGCUCACAGAAGCAGGCUUCAGUCUGCAGCUGGCCAUCAAGCAGCUCGCGCCCGGGGUGCGGGUGGAGCCGUGUUACUCCACUGUGCUGCAGUUUAGGGUGGGGGAGAUCGGACAGCUCGUGCCCUUACUGCCAAACACCUGCUCACCUAUCAGCGCCACCCGAUGGCACACCGAAGACCUGGACGGCAACAAGAUCCUCUUUCAAGUUAAAGCUCCAGCACAAGCCCCGGGCUUCCUGAGGUCUGCGUUUCCUCUGAGCUGUCCCAAAAUGCUGCUGAGGAGCUGUGCAGCUGCCAGGCCCCCUUCCACCUCUCCCUGCUGGAGAACGUCCCAUCUGAAGGAUCAGGCUGAGGACCGCUGUCCCCGCGGCGUGAGGUCAGGCGCGUGCGGCAGGGAGAGCACUGGAUCAGACGGCACUUGCAGCUCUCCUCCAGGAAGCUCCUGUUACUCGUCCCAGCGGAGCAGCCCCGCAGGCUUGUCCGUCAACUGGUACGAGUCCGCGAUCACCUCCGAAACCUCCCUGUCCCACCUCCGAUUGGAAGAGGAGGAGCCAGAGACAAACGUGGACACGGGUUGUGCUGUGAAACCGCAGGCCACUUUAGGAGCAUCUGCUCUGGAGACUCUGUAUAGAGACCUGAAACAAGGCCUGGAUGAGGCGGGAUGGACGGCUGACGAGAGCACAAAGAGCGUCCUAGCAGAGACACAGGCUUCACAGCAUCAACAUGCACAAGUAGAUGAGUUCUUCAUCUGACCGUUCACACCAUUCAUUUGGAAAAGCAGCACACAUUUACAUGUACAUACUUGGUAAAGCUGCUUACAGUGCAUUCAAAUUGUAUCAGUUCAUGCAUUUCCUGGGAAUCAAACAGCAAUACUGUCACUUUCAAAUAUGAUUGUCCACUAGCAUAGUUAUGUAAUUGUAAUAAAUGAUGCAUAAAUAACUGAAAAUGCAUUUUAUCUUUUGCAAAGGAUAUACAGAGAGGUUCAAAAUAAAAUGAAGUACCUCUUGCAUUUUAAUCCACCGUUUUCAAUACAAAUUCUAUGAUCAACAUAAUUUAAUUGAAUUAGGGAUUUUGCAGCAAAUUUCAGAAAAAAAGGGUUCCCGUUCAGCUUUAAAGGAUUAGUCCAUUCAAAGAUGAAAAUUUGCUGAUGUAUUAACCCUCAUGUCAUCCAAGAUGAGUUCUUUAUCAGAUUUGAAUAAAUGUGUCAUUCCUUGACUGUCUUAACAAUGGAUUUUCUCUUCAGUGAAUGGGUGCCAUCAGAAGGAGAGUUCAAACAGCUGAUAAAAAAAACAAUAAUCCACAAGUAUCCAUUUUAGUUUUUAACUAAAAUAUGAGUCCAUAAUCUAUAAUAACACUUUCUCCAGUGAAUGAUUUUAAUGUGAGAGACAACAGGAGAUGGACUUUUUCACUGGAGGAAGCUUUUAAAAUAGUGUUUAAAGCGAAUUUUACUUAAAAACUCCUUGAUGGAUUUAUUUCAGAUUUUGUCUUCUUAAGAUGUGAACUGAUGGACUGGAGUGGUGUGGAUUACUUGUGGAUUAUUGUGAUGUUUUUAUCAGCAGUUUGUACUCUCAUUCUGAUGGCACCCAUUCACUGCAGGGGAUCCUUUGGUGAGCAAGUGAUGCAAUGACACAUUUCUACAAAUCUGAUGAGCAAACAAACUCUUCAACAUCUUGUUUGAAGGUGAGGAAAUCUUCAGCUAAUUUUCAUUGUUGGUUGAAUUAUCCCAGCAUGCACUCAAUGUGUCAAAUUUGACUAGUAUUGGACUAGCAACCUAAAAAUAACCCACCAUCUUAAUUAUAUAUUUAAUGUAAUUUAGUCAUUACAUUCUUUUGCUUUUUUUUUUUUUUUUUCACUAUUCACUAAAAUGUGCUUUUUUAUAUCAGAGUUUGAAUCUGGACUUCUGGACCUCAUUCCAUAAAAUAUCUUAGUUUCUAUAAAUCAA
Messenger RNA from Labeo rohita (rohu), 3019 nucleotides. Its product is annotated as protein FAM124B. The record is from RefSeq and is a predicted model, not a curated record. The coding region runs from base 402 to 1829 and encodes 475 amino acids. Gene Ontology annotation, cellular component: nucleoplasm. The transcript is spliced from 6 exons. NCBI's taxonomy places the organism in Eukaryota, Metazoa, Chordata, Actinopteri, Cypriniformes, Cyprinidae.